Sander lucioperca (pikeperch) is the source of this 1975-nucleotide messenger RNA. RefSeq lists its product as uncharacterized. Bases 194 to 1951 code for a protein of 585 amino acids. The transcript is spliced from 4 exons. Lineage: Eukaryota; Metazoa; Chordata; Actinopteri; Perciformes; Percidae. The record is from RefSeq and is a predicted model, not a curated record.
GACACUAUAUUUGUACUUGAAACAUUGAUCAUUUUACAAAACCCAGAGAUAUUUCAAGAAAACUGCAGGCUGCUGGCAACACUGAUUGAAAAAAGUCAUUGAAGCAAAUGGCCAUCACUGACACAGUUUGGUAGAGCUCCCACAUCAAGAGCCCCUACAAGAUCUAAGAGCCUAUGCAUUGCAUGUCAAUAAAAUGCACCGUAGCAGAGCUCCUUAUUAUAAAACUGACAGAGUGUGCAACUUUCAAGGGACAGCCACUAUACCACCUCCAUCAAUGAAGUACUUCUACCGUGAGUCCUUUGUUGCUGAGGAGGUUCCUCUGCCUCCAAGUCCUCCACCUGAUGACGAUGUGUCGGGCAUGGGAGACGCUCAUGAGAGGAUUUUGAAAAACAUUGGGUUUCAUUCUCUGGAUGGCGAUACUGAUCCAAAGCGUCCCAACCUGUUGUCUCAUGAAGUUCCACUGCCUCCAAGUCCUCCACCUCCUGAGGAUGUGCUUCACACGGGAGACGCUCAUGAGAAGAAGUACCCAGAUUUUUCUGACAAAUGGUUUCCUUCUCUGGAUGAUAUAGGUCUUCAUUUGAUGCCCCUCAGCCUCCUGGCUCAGAUACCACUACCUCCAAGUCCUCCGCCUGCUGACGAUGUGUUGGACAUGUGGAGCACUGAUGAGAAGAUAUACCCAGAUUUAAAAAAUGUUGGGUUAGCUUCUCUGGAUGACAAUACUGAUCCGAAGUGUGCCAAUCUGUUGCCUCAUGAAGUUCUACUGCCUCCAAGCCAUACUCUUGUUGAGGAUGUGUUGGACAUGGGGAACACAGAUGAGAAGAUGUACCCAGAUUUAAAAUACAUUGUGUUUCCUUGUCUGGAUGACGAAGUGGCCUGUCUGAUGUCCCAGCCUCUCAGUGUAAUGGCUUGUGAGGUUCCACUGCCUCCAAGUCCUCCACCUGUUGACAAUGAACGUCAUGUGAGACACUUUCUUGAGAAGAAGUACCCAGAUUUUUCUGACAGAUUUUCUCUGGAUGAUAAAGGUCUUAAUUUGGUGCCUCCACCACAAAGAGCCUAUGGCUCGCAUGUCAAUAAAAUGCACCGUAGCAUAGAUCCUUAUGAUAAAACUGACAGAGUGUGCAACUUUCAAGAGACAGCCACUACACCACCUCCAUCAAUGAAGUACUUCUACCGUGAGUCCUUUGGUGCUGAGGAGGUUCCUCUGCCUCCAAGUCCUCCACCUGAUGACGAUGUGUCGGGCAUGGGAGACGCUCAUGAGAGGAUUUUGAAAAACAUUGGGUUUCGUUCUCUGGAUGGCGAUACUGAUCCAAAGCGUCCCAAACUGUUGUCUCAUGAAGUUCCACUGCCUCCAAGUCCUCCACCUCCUGAGGAUGUGUUGGACAUGUGGAGCACCAGUGAGAAGAAGUACCCAGAUUUAAAAAACAUUGUGUUUCCUUGUCUGGCUGACGACCCUAUGGAGGCUAUGCCUUACAUGGGAGACACUCAUGAGAAGAAAUACCUGGAUUUAACCAAUAUUGUGUUUCCUUGUCUGGAUGACGACCCUGAUGAUGCUCUGCUUCACAUGGGAGAUAGUCUCGAGAAGAAAUACCCAGAUUUAACAAACAUCAGGUUUCCUUGUCUGGAUGACGAAGUGGCAUGUUUAAUGUUCAAGCCUCUUCACCUGUUGCCUCAUGAGGUUCCUCUGCCUCAAGGCCCUCCUCCUGCUGAUGAUGUGUUGGACAUGGGACACACUCAUGAGAAGAAAUACCCAGAUUUAACAAAUAUCAGGUUUCCUUGUCUGGAUGACGACCCUGCUGAGGCUAUGCCUUACAUAGGAUAUAAUGAGAAGAAAUACCUAGAUUUUACAAACAUCAGGUCUCCUGGUCUGGAUGAUGAUCCUGCUGAUGCUGUGUUGGACAUGGGAGACACUCAUGAGAAGAAAUACCCUGAUUUAACAAACAUCAGUGCCUGAUUUGAUGCCCCUCAGUCAGCUCGG